AUGCCGGCAUUCUCGGAUGUUGCUGGGUCGCUCACCAGUACGAAGCCAUUGAUUAAUCUCUUACGAGGGUCAGCAUUUAUUUCCUACCAUUACUACUGCUGCCCUGUUGCAAUCUUUUUGCUGCGUUUUGCCUUGUUGUGGCCGAACUUCUCGCUGCUUCCAAAACAUAUUUUGCAAAAGGCAACCAACACGGUCCUUGCCAACCACGCAAUAGCGGAUCCAGGCCUGGAAUACGGCCCUGAUCCUGGAGACCUCAAAUUACGCAAGAACGUCGCGUCCCUUUUGACAAAUUUCUAUCACUUCUCGAAUCCUAUUUCUGAAGACCGCGUCUGCAUCACGGGCGGUGCCUCCCAGAAUCUGGCCUGCUUGCUCCAGGUGUUCACUGACCCCGUGUACACGCGUAAUGUCUGGAUAGUUGCGCCGAGCUAUAUGCUAGCCUUCCGAAUCUUCGACGACAGUGGCUUUUCUACCAAACUUAGAGCCGUGCCGGAAGAUGAAGAGGGAAUUGACCUCGAGUUUCUGAAGAGGGAGAUCCAGAAAAGUGAAGAGAAGGCCGAAGCUGAAGGCAAUAACAGGCCUAUCUUUAAACCCGCUCGCCCAUGGGGGAAGGUGUACAAACAUGUCAUCUACUGUGUCCCUACCUUCUCCAACCCUUCCUUCAAGACCAUGACCGUGCGAAGAAGGGAGGGACUGGUGAGGCUAGCAAGAGAAUAUGACGCUCUCAUCAUCUCAGAUGAUGUCUAUGAUUUCUUGCGUUUUCCGUCGAGCCUCACUGCCGAGACGUUGACUUCCGAGAAAGCAAAUGUUCCUCGAAUUGUCGACGUCGACAGAACCCUUGACGGGGGAGCUGAGAGGGAGGGUGCCGAUGGCUUUGGCAACGCUGCGUCGAAUGGAAGCUUCUCCAAGAUAUGCGGCCCCGGUCUACGUACGGGCUGGUUAGAAGGCACAGCAAAGAUGGCAUAUGGUGUAUCACAGACAGGUUCAAGCCGUUCAGGCGGCGCACCCUCCCAACUAACCGCAACAUUCGUCGCAGAAGCCCUCGAGACAGGCGAGCUCCAGCGCCACAUCUUCGACGUCUUGCAGCCUGCCUAUGCCCUUCGCUACCGUAAGAUGGUCGCCGCAAUCACAAAGUACCUAACACCUCUAGGCGUCAAGAUCCCGCAGACAGACCGAGAGGUCGUCGGCGGGUACUUUAUCUGGCUGACGUUGCCGCAGCCGCUCAAAGGUGCCGUUGUGGCGCAACGGGCGAAGGACGACGAGAACGUCAUCGUUGCUCAGGGAGAAAUUUUCGAAGUCCCCAACGACACCCAAAACGCGCAUUUCGAAAACUGUCUCCGCGUCUGCUUCGCAUGGGAGGACGAGGACCUGCUAGCUGAGGGCAUCGAAAGGCUCGCGAACGUCAUCCGCGCGUUGUUGUCUGAGGAGCAGCGGCAGGAGGGCGUGAAAGCGAAGGUUGCGACGAGGGAGGGGAUGGGGGAGUUUAUGUAGAUGUUCUUGUUAUUGCAACAUUCAUACACUACAAUUCCCU
Messenger RNA from Aaosphaeria arxii CBS 175.79, 1528 nucleotides. RefSeq names its product PLP-dependent transferase. Gene Ontology annotation, biological process: biosynthetic process. NCBI's taxonomy places the organism in Eukaryota, Fungi, Ascomycota, Dothideomycetes, Pleosporales. The record is from RefSeq and is a predicted model, not a curated record. The transcript has 7 exons. Gene Ontology annotation, molecular function: L-2-aminoadipate:2-oxoglutarate transaminase activity; pyridoxal phosphate binding. The coding region runs from base 1 to 1488 and encodes 495 amino acids.